UGGAACCACGAACCGAGAAUGAGUCGUACGCCCACGCUCGAUCAAUAAUCGUGGGCAGUCUGGUACAGACUCUUCGAGCAAUUACAAAGUUCUCCGCCCAAGAUGUUCAGAACCGCUACGUGCUAUUCAAUCUGAACGCGAUCCACUAUAUCCUACCACACGUAGAACACCGUGAGCUGAACAUCCGCAGGUUCGCGCUAAAAGCGUUAGCGCAACUCUGCCAAUUACCACGCGGCCCGGAGCAGGUCCUAGAGGAUCCACAGAACUUGCGGAAGAUCGCCUACAUGUUGGUGAAGAUUGAAGAUGUGUUCGUCCUAGAAUUUGCGUCACUAGUUCUAUCAGAGCUGACAAGAGAGCCGGUCGGAUGUGAGCAACUGGUAUCCGCUAAUAUCCUGAGCAGCCUCUUCUCCAGGAUGAAGAAUAGUCUGGACCCUGACGUGCAGAAGAAUUGUCUUCAGACGCUCAGCAACCUCCUAGACGACCCGGUCUGCGCCUCAGAAGUAACCAAGAACCAGCAAUUCAGCUGGCCUUCAGUCCUUGCACUCAUGCAGAGCAAAUACCUGGCCAUACAACACGCGGCACUGAGAACGGUGGACCAACUGAUAUGUCGGUAUAAAGAUGAGGUGGUGCAGAAGACUUUUAGGUCUUCCACGGGGGUGUUGGAUCUUUGUGAUAUUUUAGAGUCGUACGAGUUCCGCGACGUCCACGCGGUGGUGCUAAGCGUUCUCAAGAACUACGUGGAGACGGAAGAGAACGCGUCCCACGUGUACCAGUCCGGGUGUAUCCUGCGGCUGCUAGCGUACUUGGAAAUGGCACUACCAGCCAUGAAGCCCCACUGCUUGGCUGUGCUCACUAAGAUAUCCUUCUCUUCUAACGGCAGAGACGUAAGCAUGCUUUAG
This is a messenger RNA of Leguminivora glycinivorella, 899 nucleotides long. RefSeq lists its product as uncharacterized. NCBI's taxonomy places the organism in Eukaryota, Metazoa, Arthropoda, Insecta, Lepidoptera, Tortricidae. The record is from RefSeq and is a predicted model, not a curated record. The transcript is spliced from 7 exons. The coding region runs from base 285 to 899 and encodes 204 amino acids.